ACUCAUGUAAACCCUACGCCGCAGCCAGCAUUUUUUAUUAGAAGCUACUGUUCCAUUACGAGUGACAGACAAACAGCCGCUGGUCACGCCCACCUGUGACAUCACAUCUUCCCGCCCAGCGCUCGGUCGCAUGGAUGUGACGUCACGAUUAGCUAAGAGGCACGGUAUAGCCAGCAUGGAGGAAAGCAUUGAGCUGUUGGUGGGCUGUUAUGAACAAGUUCUGUUCGGGUAUCGGGUACAUCGGGAAGGGGAGCAAUGGUUAAGUUCUGCAGACUUCACUCAUCAUGCCCACACUGCCUCUGUGUCUGUGCUUGCAGUGAAUAAUAGAUUUGUAGCCACUGGGAGCAGGGAUGAAUCCAUUCAGAUAUAUGAUAUGAAGAAGAAGGGAGAACAUGGAGCUUUGCUGCAUCACAAUGAGGACAAGUCGUGUCCCUUUCCAUUCAUCCUUCAGGAAAGUUAGCCUUAUCGGCAGGGACAGAUGAAACCUUAAGACGCACACAUUAUCCAGUGGUCUCCCAUUGGAGAGAAAUAUGUGGUUGUGAUACAUGACACGGUUGAUGUGUACCAGCUGGAGACUGCAGCAGUAGUUGGUACAAUUAAUAACCCAAAGAGAAUCUCUUCUGUACAGUUUAUAACUGUAAGUUACACAAAUUUAGCUUGGUUUCAGUGUUUCUAACUUUAGUAGUAGUUGUAUUAAUAUGGAUUUAUAAAGGUCCUUUUACAAUUAACUAUUUAAAGGUAUGGCCUUAUCUAUCAAGCACUCCUCAUUUUUCACAAGUUCAUAGUUCAAAGGGUGUUUUAAUGUGCACAAAAGAUGCUUUUUCCAGUCAGUGUAAUGUGCUUUUAUUCCAGUAAUUUGUACUUUAACCCUUUAACCACUAAGCACGUACGGCAUACGUGCUGGUGGUUCAGGGCUCAGGCUGCCAAGAACGUACCUCGUACGUUCUCCUGCAGCUGAGCCCUUCUCUCUGCAUCGGCGGCUUUUGCCGCCUCUGCAGAGAGUCAGGAGGGUUGACAGCCCCCUGGGCAACGAGGCUGGGGGGCUGUCAAGUCGGAUCUGCGACGCGAUUGUCGCAGAUCCAACUUCAAAGUAGCAAAAGCUACGUCCCCCAAACGUUAGGUACGUUUGGGGGACGCUUUGGACCCAGGAGAGACACCACAAGGGAGUCUGGAAAAAUCGGCAGGACUACCCCGAGGGAGCAUAUUCAAACUUUGUGGGACUAAAUGCGUAUUACCGAAAGAGGGUAAAUGUGAGUGUAUUUUUACUUGAUUUUAAUUAUGUUUUAAUAAAUGGUAUUACACUAUCCUCGGUUCCUAUUUUUAAUCCGGAGUCUGGCAGGAGCGGUGAGUUGGAGGAGUGACCAGAAAGGAUUUUUCUUGACAUGCAGAAUGCCACAGUAGUGGUUUGUAAGUAGGCAAUUUAAACUUAGUGUGGAGGCACUUGACUAUCGGAUUACACCUUUGUUGCACAGGAAGGAUGCCUCUUCUUCUAUUCACCUGGAUCUAUUUCUCUUUCUCUAAUUAAUAGCUGCCCGAAAAGAAAAGGGGAGCACAUCUCUGAAAAAUCAUUUUUACAUACGCACAGGGUGAUAUUCCCUUUAAUUGAACGUAUUACGCUAUGUGUUUCUAAUUUCUGUUGCCACAGGCGCUGAUCCUCUUAUAUAUAUAUUCCAUAGAGAAUACAUAUACAUUUGUUCUGGACUUUCAUUUACAGCUGAGGGACUGUGAAGGGAUCGGCAAGGAAUACCUAAGAGACUGACAUUUUUUUACCAAGUUGCAUGUGUAAGCAAUAUAUGUUUUAUCACAGAAAUGUGUCUGCGAAUUUAAAGCUCAUGAAAACA
Molecule: messenger RNA, 1841 nt
Organism: Xenopus laevis (African clawed frog)
Lineage: Eukaryota; Metazoa; Chordata; Amphibia; Anura; Pipidae
Product: p21-activated protein kinase-interacting protein 1-like
Exons: 4
Coding region: 131-460 (109 amino acids)
Source: RefSeq, a predicted model, not a curated record